This is a messenger RNA of Microbotryum saponariae, 1558 nucleotides long. The record is from the annotation of a GenBank genome assembly. Lineage: Eukaryota; Fungi; Basidiomycota; Microbotryomycetes; Microbotryales; Microbotryaceae.
AUGUCACGGUAUGGGGGUCCUCCAGCAAAUAGCUAUGGCCAACCACAACAACGAUCGAGUGUCGUGUUUGGUACGUUCAGCCCAUCUCUGUGGCAUUGGAAAGAUGACGCUGACGUUGGGACCACCGGGUGUGCCGUGCUCAGUCGGCAACUUGCCGUUCGACUACACCGAGGAGCAGCUCAUCGAGGUAAGCGGAUUUCACGUGUCAAACGUAGAGAGUACUGGCGCUCAUAUCUGUUCUCUUUGACUACCGUCUGCAGACCUUCAGCUCUGUUGGACCAGUCGUGUCGUUCCGGUUCGUCCUCGACUUCGCAGAUCACCUGUGUCUUGCGACUCGCACUGAAGCUCAUCCAACCCCCAUCUUCCUUCACAGUCUUGUAUUCGAUCGUGACUCCGGUAAACCGAAAGGUUUCGGAUUCUGCGAGUACAAGGACCCGGAGACGGCGGCUUCGGCGUUGCGCAACCUUCAAGGGGUCGAGGUCGGUGGCCGUGGUCUGCGCCUCGACUUCGCCGAUACAGAGGACGCACCACCAUCCAAACGAGGUCCUGGAGCUGGUCCACCUCGGUAUGGAUCGGCAGCUGGCGGUGGCGGUGGUGCACACGGUGGACCGCCCGGAGCGCCGUCGUACGGGGGGCCCGCACCGACCCCUGCAUACGACCAAGCUCCGAGACCGCUCCCUACCGGUGUACCACUUGCACCUGGUCAAACAGCAUCUGACAACAUCACAAACACUCUCGGCACAAUGCCGCCGGGCCAACUACUCGACAUAAUGAGUCAGAUGAAGGUCAGUCCUGGCCUCGCAGCUUCGCGCCCUCACUUUUGGGGAUCUCUCGAAUGCUGAAGAACCCACCACGCUUGCCCUUGUUCAUUGGAUCACAGGCGAUGGUCACUGCGUCACCCUACGAAGCACGCACUCUCUUGACAACAAACCCCCAACUUUCCUACGCCCUGUUCCAAGGAAUGCUUCUCAUGAACCUAGUCGAUCCGGCCGUUCUCAACGUAGGUAUACUUCAGAUCACAAGCUGCGACCGGCGACACCGUUCUUACAAAGGCCUUUGUAUUUUGACGUACCUACAGAAAAUGCUACCUCAGGCCGCCCCCGCCCCCGCCCCGACACCAUAUGGUGGACCUCCGCAAGCCGCUGGCUACGGUGCACCACCUCAAUCCGGUUACGGCGGUGCCACCCCACUUCCAUCCGGCUAUGGCGCACCCGCAAACCCACCCUAUGGCGACAACGGCUACUCCCAACCACCUCCCAAAGCAGCACAAGCAGGGUAUGGUUCGGCGCCCUACUCGUACGGAGCUCCUCAACAAGCGCCACCAGCUGCGCCAGCGGCGGCGCCAAGAAUCGAUCCUCAACAGGCCGCUGUGAGCUCAAGAUGCAAAUGCUCAGGCUCUGGCUUAUGAUGUUCUACUGAUUUUUUCUUGCACUUCCGGACGACGCAGCUGAUCCAACAAGUGAUGGCGAUGACACAAGAACAGAUCGACAUGCUGCCGGCCGAGAACCGCAACACCAUCAUGCAGAUUGUGAGUUUUGGCUUGAAGGUGACGUCCUAG